GCCAUUCAUUAAGUGGUCAUUAUAAGCACUAAUUUUAAUUAUAUACCUUAUAAUUGUGUACGAUAAUGCAAAACAGCAUUGUACAUCAUCAGGUAGAGACUAUUUCACUCAGAUAAAGUUAACCAUUAGUUUAAAGUAAACAGUAUAUAAAGACAGAAGUGAUGAUCAAGGUAGCUUUCAGAAAAAAUGAAAAUUUUCCUAGUUUUUACUCAAAGUUAGAAUUUAUUUUUUAUGCUGUCACGCACGAGCGAUUAGGGAGCAGCUGAGCGACCCGGUCCGUUGCAUAAAACACCCCGCGAGGGAGCUACGACGGUGUACUAACCUUUGUUUUCUUAAUUCCUCAGAAAGGCAGAAGCAGCGGAGCCGUAAAGAGCGCCCGGAACGGUCUCGCAAACGCACACUUCCGGGUGCAGUUCUAAACAAAGACGAGCCUUGAUGACGCCAUGCCCAGAAACCACUGCAACGCCUCCCAACAUUCCUCCUGUCUUAUUUCCUGUCCCGUCAAUAUAAAAUGUCUGUGUUACCUAUUGUAUCUGUCGAAAGUUGAUUUAAUGAACUGUUUUGACCUGGAAAACCGUACCAUUCAGUAUACGGGGCUAACAACCCCAACCCUUAAUCUCUUGUGUUUGUCUUCUUUUGACAGUGGCGUAGUCGGCAGGAGAGUAAAUACUCUUAACGUCCGAGAAAAUGACUGAAGGACAGGACCUGAACGCGGUCCUCAACACCCUCGUCGCGGAGCUGCAGGCGGUGAAACUGGACACAGCCGCGACGAAAGCCGAGCUCUCUGAUACGAGGAGGCGGCUGGCGGCAGCAGAAGCGGUAAGACCGGAGCCGGCGAGACCUCCUCUCCCUUCGAUGGUGGCCCUGACGGCCGAUGAUGACAUUGAGUCAUAUUUGAGUGUUUUUGAGCGUACCGCCAGCCGUAAUCAGUGGCCGCGGGCUGAGUGGGCGUCCCUCUUGGCGCCGUACCUGAAGGGGCCCGCGCAGCGUGCUUAUCAUGACCUUCCCGAGGAGGAAGCCGCCCAAUAUGACCUCCUGAAGGCCGAGAUAUACCUACGAUACGGUGUGACCUCUGGCCAGCAGGCACGCGCCUGGCGGCACUGGAGAUUUGACCCCGCACUCCCAGCUAGAGCCCAGGCUUUCGAGUACUGGGGUAAGCUAGGGCGCUGGCUACGGCCAGACAGGAACCAGGCUCGCCAGGUGGUUGAGCAAGUGGCUUGUGAGGGUUUGAUUCAUGCAAUGCCGGACUAUCUCGCCCAGCAGGUCCGGAGGCACCCGUUUAAAGACAUGAAUGGCCUUCUGGAGGUUUUGGAGCGACAACUGGCGGUGACCCAACUCAGGGGAUCUGAUGGCUCCAGUCGGGGGUCUCGACAGGGACGGCCCGUUGCCUCCGAGCCCUAUCGCCGCCCCGCUGAGGCUCCGGUCAGGCCAAAAGAGCGUAAACUCGUGCUCCCGCGCUGUUUCAAGUGUGGGGAGCCGGGACAUUUGCUGCCAGCCUGCCCCCUCAAUCAGGAACCCAUGGACUGCACUUGGACCCGGGAAGAAAGAAAGGCAGAAGCAGUGGAGCCGUAAAGAGCGCCCGGAACGGUCUCGCAAGCGCACACUUCUGGGUGCAGUUCUAAACAAAGACGAGCCUUGAUGACGCCAUGCCCAGAAACCACUGCAACGCCUCCCAACAUUCCUCCUGUCUUAUUUCCUGUCCCGUCAAUAUAAAAUGUCCGUGUUACCUAUUGUAUCUGUCGAAAGUUGAUUUAAUGAACUGUUUUGACCUGGAAAACCGUACCAUUCAGUAUACGGGGCUAACAACCCCAACCCUUAAUCUCUUGUGUUUGUCUUCUUUUGACAAUGCUUAGUUUACGUUCAUAUUUUUUAGAAGGUUUAUUCAUGGGAGUCACAGAAGUUCAGAGAAAGGAUAUAUUUCAUGCACUUUUUUUUAUAUUACCAUCACUUUCAAAACAUUGCCAAUACUAUAGCUAAGUGAUUAGCAAUAAUUACUUCUGCUAGAUACUUCUGCUUGGAUUGCCCUGUCCAGGGUUAUUUCUAGCCUUGUGCCUUAUUCUCUUUGUAAAGGCUGUGUCCCCUUUCAUCCUGAACUGGAGUAAGCUGGCUGGGUGGCUAAUGGAUAGACAAGUAUUCCUUAGGCAUUAGUACAAUUAUAAAGAAACAUAUACACAUGUUAUAAGCAAAGUUAGAAAAACAGCACACAAGUCAAAACAAAACUUGAAACUUCUCUGCACUAAUUUAAAUUCUAGUACUCUCACUGAACUGACAAAAAAAAUCCUCUGAUGAAUCGACUACCCUCAAGAAAUGUCCAAAUCAGCAGCUAGAUCAGGCUGAACAUCAAGCAAAACUGAACUGGAAGAUUUCCUUCAAUGACUGCACAUGCUUCUACAGCUGCUUGACAGCCUCAAGAAUACUAAGUAUAUGUUGGAAAUUGGAGGUGGUGCAAAAUU
This is a messenger RNA of Erpetoichthys calabaricus (reedfish), 2453 nucleotides long. RefSeq lists its product as uncharacterized. The record is from RefSeq and is a predicted model, not a curated record. Gene Ontology annotation, molecular function: zinc ion binding; nucleic acid binding. NCBI's taxonomy places the organism in Eukaryota, Metazoa, Chordata, Cladistia, Polypteriformes, Polypteridae. The transcript is spliced from 2 exons. The coding region runs from base 688 to 1572 and encodes 294 amino acids.